UUACUCCAAUCAUGGAAGCACACAUGUUUAGAGAAGACUUCAACAGUGCCAACAAAAUGCAGAAGCAAGUGGAGGUCAGGAUGGAUGAGAGUCACCUGGAGCCCAGUGUGGACUUGAAUGAGAGCGCAUGCAGCACUCUUUGUGAUAAAGUCAUGAACAACAUGGUUCUCACUCUCACGAUCCUCGGCGUGUUUCUGGGCUCCAUCUCUGGAAUGCUGCUGCGGCACAUAUCUCCUCUCCCUCCUGAUGUUAUUAUGGUCAUCGCCUUCCCUGGGGAGAUCCUAAUGAGGAUGCUGAAGAUGCUUAUUUUGCCUCUUGUGGUUUCCAGUCUGGUCACAGGACUAGCCGGUCUGGAUGCCAAAUCCAGUGGCCGCUUAGGCACCAGGGCCAUGGUGUACUAUAUGUCAACGACGGUGAUCGCAGCUGUCCUGGGAGUGGUGCUGGUGCUGAUCAUCCAUCCCGGUAACCCCAAGCUGAGGGCUAAUCUUGGACAGGGAAAGAAGAACGACGAGGUGUCCAGCCUUGAUGCUUUCUUUGACCUCAUCCGCAAUCUUUUCCCAGAGAACUUGGUGCAGGCGUGCUUUCAGCAGAUCCAAACAGUAGUUACCAAAGUACCUGUGCCCACUAACAGAACCAAAGCACCUCCACAGUUUACUAUCAAAAGGUCACUUGAGUUCAAGGGUGGGAUGAAUGUCCUGGGUUUGAUUGGAUUCUUUGUUGCUUUUGGAGUUAUAAUGGGGAAAAUGGGAGAAAAGGCCAAACUGAUGGUGGAGUUUUUCAACGUCCUGAAUGAUAUCGUCAUGAGGCUUGUUGGCGCAAUUAUGUGGUACUCCCCUCUUGGUAUUGCCUGCCUCAUCUGUGGAAAGAUCAUCUCCAUUGCUGACUUGGAGGUGGUUGCGAGGCAGUUGGGGAUGUAUAUGAUCACUGUCAUAGUUGGUCUCAUCAUCCAUGGAGGCCUGUUCCUUCCACUGAUAUAUUUUGUGAUAGUAAAACAAAAUCCCUACAAGUUCUUCAUGGGAAUAUUCCAAGCUUGGGUCACGGCACUUGGAACAGCGUCCAGUGCUGGUACCUUGCCCGUCACGUUCCGAUGCUUAGAGGAGAACCUGGGCAUCGACAAGAGAGUAACACGUUUUGUCCUCCCAGUGGGCGCCACCAUCAACAUGGACGGCACAGCGCUUUAUGAGGCUGUGGCUGCCAUCUUCAUUGCUCAGAUGAAUGGCAUUGAGCUCGACUGGGGCCAGAUUGUUACUGUCAGUAUGACGGCCACCCUGGCCAGUGUUGGAGCAGCCAGUAUUCCCAGUGCUGGACUAGUGACCAUGCUUCUGAUCCUCACGGCUGUGGGGCUGCCCACUCAGGACAUCAGCCUCCUGGUCGCUGUCGACUGGUUGCUGGAUCGUUUCCGCACAUCAGUCAACGUGGUUGGGGACUCCUAUGGAGCCGGUAUCGUGUACCAUCUUUCCAAGGACGAGCUUGACUCCUACGACUCUACCCAGACCCGGAUGGAUGACUUCGAGAUGGCAAAGACUCAAUCCUUCUAUGAAAAUAACAGCAACCAGAACGUAUACACUCACCACAACUCAAUCUUGAUAGACGACUGCAAGGUCACGAUGGGCACAAAUGGCAAGACUGCAGCGUUCUCUCUUGUUGAGGAGGAACCAUGGAAAUGCGACUAAAGCAGAUCCAGAUGCUGCUGCGCCUUACCCUAAGUUCCAACAGCUUUUAUUUUCUGCUUACACAACACAACAAAAAAGAACAAAAAAAAUCACAUACAAAAAGAAGAUUUAAAAAAAAAAAGAGAGCGUUAGCAGAGUCAACGUACCGCAAGAACAAACAUUCGGCCAAUCCUUCAGUUACCCAUCCGGGUAUCUUCUGGAACUACAGAUGGCUCAACAACUUGCAUUAGAUCUUGCAUUUGCACUAACUAGACACAAACUGUAAAUAACUGGUGCAUUUUAUUCACUUUGUACAGAAAAAUAAAUCAUUUGGUUGACAACACUCAGGGCCUUACUUGGUACUGCUGCAAGCUUCCUGUUCUGUUAACUUCCGCAACAUCUCAUUCUUCUUUUGUAUUGAAGCAUUUUCUUUGUAACUAAAAGGGCAGAGAAAUGAUGGUUGGAUGAUGGCCUUGCCAGUUAAAUCUUAUAAAAGAACCAAGUGAGAGAUGAUAGGAAUGUUGGAAAUCAACUCAGAACAUAUGAAGGAAAUCAGUCAUCGGAAUUGGCCAGGUAUUUCUGAAUGGUAGUCCCUAUCAGUGGCAUGCUCUGUCUUCUUAUGAAAUGUCUGUAACCACCAAAGGUUCUAAAUAAUGCAAACUGGAUUGAUGAAAACGAAACAUUAACUCAAUGAAACAGUGCUGUUCGUGGUAUUAUGAUCUAAGUACGAGAUGGUUAAACAGUCAUUACCUUUGACUGCUUGACUUAUAGGAUUACACCCUGAUGUCACACACAUGGUUCGAGCCUAAGAAGCAAAGCUUAGGACUUAAGAGCAGCGCAUGUGCCAUCUAAAUGUGGCAACAAACAGUACAGGAUGUGUUGCAGAGAGCCGUAAAGCAGAAAAUAGAGUAAGUGAAGGGUGCCCUCCCAGUUAUUUCUUUAUUAUUUUUUUUGUAUGUUCUCUAUGAGUUAAGCAUUGUUCGUAGUCAAAAAGUAUGCCUGUGUACUGGAAUUUAUGUGUGUCAUGCGUGUUUCUGAGAGCAAGAGAGGAAGAUUAACAAAGAAAAAGAAAAGUUGGUGGUUCAACUGGAGAGUUGAACUCUCAGCAGGCCAGCGAUUGCUCUGUCUUUUAUUUCAAACUGUUUAUAUCUUUGCUAUAUGACAACCUUGCCUUGAUGAUGUCAACUGCAGAGUGCAGUCGGUGUGAUGACAAACACAUUUCAGGAUAAAAGUUUAAACUAUAGAAUAUUGGGACUCACAUUUUAGAAGAGGAAGUAAAGUAAGGUAUUAUUUCCACCUACUUGCUUUACUAUGCUCAGAACGGGGACGGCUGGGCCUUCCUCACAAGUCAUUACUUAAUUACUAUGCAGCUUUAGAUGUAGUUUCAACACAGUAAAUUUAAACAUAAAUAACAGUGUUAAUUAGCAAGGGUAAUGUCUGUUUAGCAAGUGCACACUAAAUUCUGCCACCAGCUCUCACAUAAAUUUAAAGCUGUAACAACAAGGUCAUUGGAUUUAGGUGGAAUAUGUGCAUGUUCAACACUGUGUAGCAUCUCUGUUCAAACCUGGGAAACAGGAUUAUUUAUUUCUCUUUUCAUAUAAGCAACGGCUUAUAUAUUCAUGUUUAAAGUGCCUCCUUGCACUUUGUGUAUAUACUCUCUUUAGAUAAAGUGUAUAAAUCAAAUGUAUAGAAUUUGACAUUUUAUGUAAUCUGUCAGAAUUGUUUUUGCUAUGCUUAAGGUUUCUAUAAAGACUAUAACUAUAUAUAUGUAACAAUGCUAGCACAAUGUUAAUGUUCAUUUUAUGGGCCACUAGAUGUCUCAAUAGGUUGUGAAUUUAGAGUUAUUUACUUCCAAACAAUGGAUUACAUUUAUUUGGUUUUAGGAGAAACUACAGAGCUUCAAACUGUCAGAGAAGAAAGCCCAAUAUUUUUCACUUGUUUAAUGAGUGGAUGCUAUUUAAGGGUAAUGAGCACAUUAAAGGAACAGUGUGUAGGAUUUAGGCAUUGAGUGUUGUAGUUGCUGAUUGCAACCCCUUUGCCUUGCCUGUCACAUGGAAAAACUACAUUGGCCCAAUGCGGAGGGCCCUAUCUAAAGCCAGUAUUGAGUUUGUACAUUCUGGGCUAGGUGGGAGUUCGACAUGGCGGACUCACAGGAAGAGGAAUAGAGUGAAUUGAAAUUGAAAUUGAAAUAGUGCAUUGAAUUUUGGACAUAUUCUGUAAAUAGAUGCCACAGAAUUUUACACACUGGACCUUUAAGGCAUUUCUUAUGUGCGUUGAAUAAUUGUGCUGGCAGCUACAGUACGUCUACAUGAGGCCUCGGCGAACCAUCUAGUGUUUGGCUCAAGCACGGCCUUCCGUCAAAAUGGAAGAGGGUCUUCCACAGUCAUUAUCAACAUUCCCUGAUUUAUGUCAAAAAUCGAUCAUCUAUUUAUUCAUUACAUCAUUUUUCCAUCUAUUUUGUUUGUUAUUGGGCCUUGAUCUACAUACGCAUAAGUUUUUAGUCAGCUGGCCACGUGUAGCAAGUGUUUUCUAUGAGCAUGUGAAAUUGUACAAUCUCUAGAUGAUAAAACUUCUAUUUUCUAUCUUUCUUUUUGAUUCUAUGCACAUAUUGGUCCAAGAAUGUGUUCAACAUUUUUCUUGCGUCUGACAUUCUUUGUAAUGCAAAACUUCUUUUGACUUUGACUAAAUGCAAGCAGAGACGCGAGGACUGAAUGCACUUGUACUAAAUAAAGUCUUAACAGUGCACGAAGAUAUUUGUCAGGCAAAUGGACUUAAUGUGUGUAAAUGUUUUAAUACUGUGUAAAUAUGAAUGCAAACAAAUAAAUGUUUAUUGAUGAGCUGCCGUUGUGUUUAUUUCUGAGACAAGGGCAGAUGUGAUACAGCAUGAGCAUUCAGUAAGUGCAUGUUGAAAGCAGAUGAAGUGCAGUGUAGGUCGCCAAGAGAAGCUGAUGAGUUAAUGGGCUGUGCCCUGUUUACUACAGAGCAGAGAAAAAACACCUUAAUAUAAGUUACAAUCCACGACACCGUCUUCAACAAUAUUAUUUACAAAAAGAUUUAAAAUAACAUCAUAAUAAAGGUAUACAUUUUCACUAGCGCAGACAUUUUUGUGUCCACAACAAAAUGUGUGAGUUAAAAAAGGACAUUAAUUAUUUACAAAAAAAACAGG
Molecule: messenger RNA, 4818 nt
Organism: Larimichthys crocea (large yellow croaker)
Lineage: Eukaryota; Metazoa; Chordata; Actinopteri; Sciaenidae
Product: excitatory amino acid transporter 2
Exons: 11
Coding region: 12-1673 (553 amino acids)
Biological process (GO): L-glutamate import across plasma membrane; L-aspartate transmembrane transport
Cellular component (GO): plasma membrane
Molecular function (GO): glutamate:sodium symporter activity; L-glutamate transmembrane transporter activity; neutral L-amino acid transmembrane transporter activity
Source: RefSeq, a predicted model, not a curated record